This is a messenger RNA of Limanda limanda (common dab), 938 nucleotides long. RefSeq names its product thymocyte nuclear protein 1 (gene thyn1). The coding region runs from base 161 to 814 and encodes 217 amino acids. The record is from RefSeq and is a predicted model, not a curated record. The transcript is spliced from 8 exons. Gene Ontology annotation, cellular component: nucleus. Lineage: Eukaryota; Metazoa; Chordata; Actinopteri; Pleuronectiformes; Pleuronectidae.
ACUUGUAAACACGGGGAGAUCUUCUGGUUCUUCUGCAGUUUAUCGGUCGCACUGACUGUUUCGGUCCGGGUUCGUGACCACGUGUUCUGGCUGAAAUCCACCGCUUCAGGAGGGAAGAGUUCACUUCCUGGUCAGAGAUCCUCUAUUAACCCUUUGAGAGAUGCCACCAAAGAAAAAGGCCAGAGUGGCUACAAGAUCGGCAAAGUCAGAGAAAGCAGACGAAAGUGAAACAGCCCCAUCUGGUGGGAAGAGGAAGGUGGCAAAGGAGAAAUCGGAGUCACCUGAAGCUCCAGAGUUCUCUUGCUGGCUGAUGAAGUCUGAGCCCGACAGCCGCUUUGAAAACGGCAUCGAUGUGAAGUUUGGGAUCGAGGAUCUGAAGGAUCUGCCCGAUCAGACCGGCUGCUGGGAUGGGGUCCGCAAUUACCAGGCACGCAAUUUUAUGAGGCAGAUGAAAGAGGGACAGUCGGCCUUCUUUUACCACAGCAACUGUAAGGAACCAGGGAUCGCAGGAAUCAUGAAAAUUGUGAAGGAAGCUUAUGUGGACCACACUCAGUUUGACAGGAAAGAUGUCCACUACGAUGCAGGCAGCAAACCAGACAACCCAAAGUGGAGCAUGGUCGACGUCCAGUAUCAAAGAAUGCUGAAGCGUUAUCUUCCUCUGUCUGAGCUGAAAAAAUACCACCUGCAGCAACGCGCCAAGGGAGGGCCUCUGAAGGACAUGGCUCUCUUUACAAGGGCCAGGCUCUCUGUGCAGCCCCUCACCGCUGAGGAGUUUGACUUUAUCCUGAGUUUGGAGGACGAGGAGCCUCUGUGAAACUGGAGCCUGGUUGACCAUCAGUCCAGUCUUUAUUCAAAGAUAAUCGGUGUAAAAUACUUUUAUUUGUGUUUUUUGUGUGUGUUUAUGUUCACAAGUAUUAUUAAAAGUGUUUUUUGUCUAA